AGUUUAAUCAUCCGUCACAAAAAUGGCUGCGCUCAGGGUGUUCAGUCGUAAUUUGCCAUAUUUACGACAACAAUUUGCCGCUUUAUUAGGGAACACGUCACCUUCAGUAAAGUUCAUUUGUGUAGUUGUAAUAAUAGGCUAUAUAUUGUCGUUCUCCGAUGACGUUGUGGACGUUCUGAGUGUGACGCCAGGCUAUCUAUUGCCACCUUCGUUCCAACUGUGGUCUACUUUCACGUUCUGGUUUCUGGAAAUCCACUUGUGGGAGGUGAUCAUUGACAUAGUGACUGUUGGGCUGUGCGGGAAGCUAAUCGAGCCACUAUGGGGUCAGAUGGAGAUGAUGAAAUUCUUUGUGUUGACGAACGUCGGCGUAGCUUUUUUGACGACGUUUUACUAUUUAGUAAUAUUUGCGUGUACUAAGCAGACGUCGUACUUAUUUGAUAUACACGUACAUGGGCUGGCGGGUUACCUGGCCGCGGUGAGUGUUGCAGUCAAGCAGAUUAUGCCCGACCAUCUGCUGAUAAGAACACCAUUAGGCAAGUUAACCAACCGAUCCCUGCCCUUGCUCCUUCUGAUUGUUGCGAUAAUACUAUGGGCUAUUGGAGCACUUGAGGGCACAUAUCCAUGCAUGUGGGGCAGUGGCACCAUCCUCUCAUGGAUAUACCUCAGGUUUUGGCAAAGGCACAGCAGUGGGACCAGAGGUGACAUGGCAGAUAACUUCAGUUUUGAUAACUUUUUCCCAACGGUACUGCAGCCUGUUGUACGUGGAAUACUUGGUCCUCCACACCGGUGUCUUAUAAGAAUGGGCCUCUGUUCCCCGAGCCCUCGUCGUGUUCAUCUCGCCCUGAGUCCUAGAGGUGUCACCAUAUCUAUGCCUGGUGUGGAACCGCAAGACAUGGAGCGGCGAAGGCAAAUCGCGCUCAAGGCUUUGAGCGAGAGAUUAUCCAAAACGUCCGAGCAGACGAGACAGAAGAACUUAUCGACCAAAGUAAACAUGGACGCAGUGAGGAAGAUGCAGUCGUCGCAAGUGAUACCGCAGUUCUCCGAGCCUGAGACGAGUAAGGGUCCCGCGGCGGCGCCCGCCGAGGCGACACUCGUGGAUAUCGGCACGGACCCCGCUCCGCCCACCACCAAACAGUCAUGAUCCUCGCGGAGCCAAUCAUGACGUCGGAACCAGAUUACCAACAAUAGACAACGCGUUAUUAGAUAUUUUGAUCAUAGCUCUCCAAAAUUAGAGGUAAGCGUAGAUUGCUGGGACAGAAAGAAAGCAAUCUGAUUGUCUAUUUCAAGAAUGCACCUAAUUGUAUUGUAUUGUGCAAAUGCACAUACAUGCAGUAUGCGACGAUUGUUGUUUGUGUUACGCGAUAUCUAUUGGAGGUAAUUUAAAUAAUAAGGCUGUUCACAGAACCAAUGUAGAAACAGGAAUGGUUGUUGUGCGUGUGAUCACAUCACAAACUUAGGAAGCUGUAGGUUUCAUUUUAUGAGAAUAAAAUAAUAUAAUGUAUUUGAAUCAAUUUCCUAUUUAAUUCUUUUGUUCUUAAAUAGUUUUUCCUAAACUUGUACCUAACAUGUUAAUUUUAUGUAUACUAUGUUCGUAUGACUGGUAAUAUACUGGAUUUUUAAGGACGCAUUUCCACUGAAACUGAACAGAGUGAGUGCGGAGAUGAGAUGAGCUGGAAUAUUCAAAUAAUAUCAUUGUAAUAAAACAUCUCAUCUCCAGUAGAAAUGCAGUACUUAUUUACAUUUGUUUCUGAUUGAAUUGUAAAUACCAAGGUGUCCUAUCUGCAAUAUUCUCUUUAAAGACCAGAUUAAAGUUAGAUAGAAGAGUUAAAGCCUCUUUGACUAUUUCUAUUCUAAAGACCAUUCAUGCAUUAACAUUUUUUUUUGAAAAUGUAGCGAUUUCAGACAUUAAAUAUCUAUCAAUGUUUAUCAUUUGGGUUCAAAAAAUAUUUAUGUAAUGAAUAAUGGGUUUUCAUUGUUAACACUUUGUUCCAUUUUCUGAUUUAUUGAUAACACUUCCUUGUAUUAUAUUUAAUCUAUGACAUUUUAUUAAUAUAAAACCGUUUACUACAAACAUUUCUUAAGGUGAUUAAUAAUGUUUAGGUUUAGUGGAUUGUCGGAAUAUGUGGUGGCUAAGCAGAAAAUACUUUUCAUGUCUAACAACAGCCUGGUAGGGUUUGGCUAAGUGCAAACACCACAGACCUAAAAAGCCCAGAAAGCCAUAAAAUCAAGCAAUGUCUUGGCAGUAUUCUCCCAGGAAAUGCAUGCCAGGAUAAUAGGCAAUGCUAUUCAACAACAAAUCGUAUUCCAUAGUGAUGGUCAACUCUAAUAUCUUAAAUUUAUUAUUAUUUCACAACAGCAGUCAGUCUCCUCACUGCCUAAACCUGAUAUGGCUGUUUGAGCUUAAACAUUAUCUUAUAAUAUAGUAUAAAAAUGUACACAGUAUUUAUGUCAUUGAAACAUUGUAGAGGAAGCGAUCGUGUUACGCUGCAGGGUGAUUUUCAAUUGUUUACAGGCGCCUGCGCAAUGUCCAUUUUCGUCAACAACAUGAUUUAGUACUGUGUUGUUUUUAUACUGUGUUUAUUUCCCACGAUAGCAUAAAACCUUAGUAUAAUAAGUUAACAAAAUACAUAACCAAUGUUUGUGAAACUACAGAAUUUCUGCAGUGGCACUGUGAAUGUAUACAGGAAUAGUAUUUAUUUUUGUUUAAAUAAAUCCAAUAUCUUUACAGUAUGUUUAUAGUUGAAUGUAUGGUGUAUGUAUUACAAAAAGGGAAAUAUUUUUUGCAAAUUUUAAUGCAUUUGUUGAUUGUAUCUAGUUGAAAUGUGUGAGUGAUGUGAGAUAUUGUAAAUAUAAAUGAUAUUGAUUAUAGUUAUAAAUAAAUAAUAAACAAUCUUGA
Molecule: messenger RNA, 2896 nt
Organism: Manduca sexta (tobacco hornworm)
Lineage: Eukaryota; Metazoa; Arthropoda; Insecta; Lepidoptera; Sphingidae
Product: transmembrane protein 115
Exons: 4
Coding region: 23-1141 (372 amino acids)
Biological process (GO): retrograde vesicle-mediated transport, Golgi to endoplasmic reticulum
Cellular component (GO): membrane; Golgi apparatus
Source: RefSeq, a predicted model, not a curated record